GUUGCCAUUGGGUUCUUCUUUCCAUACGAACUGAUAUUGAUAUUUAUAUUGAUAUUUGCCCUCUAGUUAUAUACGAGUUUCCACAAUGACCGUUAAGAACGGCGAUGUCGUCAAGGACGAUGUGAAUUCGCGAUCGCAGUACAAAACGAACAUCGUCCUGGGCGCCAAACUAGAGGAUUCGGAGCGAGAUCAGAAGAGCUUUGAGCCCAACAAACCGAAAAAGAAGUCCAAGCAUGACGAGGCGGAUGCCAGCGGUGAGGAAGAAGGCUUCCAGUACAAGGAGGAAGUGAAGCAGGUUAGCUACCUCCAGAUGUUUCGGUAUGCCACCAACAAGGAUCGUGGACUCUAUUUGGUGGGACUACUGUCUGCCGUGGCCACAGGCCUGACCACUCCGGCUAACAGUUUGAUCUUCGGAAAUCUCGCCAAUGACAUGAUUGACCUGGGUGGAAUGGCGGCGGGUGGAAAAACGUACCGAGCUGACGAUGAUGCGGGUACUAUGCUCCUGGACAAAGUGCGAGACUUCUCCCUGCAGAACACCUACAUCGGCAUCGUUAUGCUGGUGUGUUCCUAUCUCUCGGUCACGUGCUUCAACUAUGCGGCCCACUCCCAGAUCCUCACCAUCCGCUCAAAGUUCUUCCGCUCCAUUCUCCAUCAGGACAUGAAGUGGUACGACUUUAACCAGAGCGGUGAAGUGGCCAGCCGAAUGAAUGAAGAUCUCUCCAAAAUGGAGGAUGGCUUGGCCGAAAAAGUGGUCAUGUUCGUCCAUUACCUGGUUUCCUUCGUGGGAUCAUUGGUGUUAGCCUUUAUCAAGGGCUGGCAGCUAUCCCUGGUGUGCUUGACCAGUCUGCCGCUGACUUUCAUCGCCAUGGGCUUGGUGUCCGUGGCCACGUCCCGGCUGGCCAAAAAGGAAGUGACCAUGUAUGCCGGUGCUGCCGUGGUGGCCGAAGGCGCUCUCUCCGGGAUUCGAACCGUAAAGGCUUUUGAGGGCGAGGAGAAGGAGGUGGCCGCGUACAAGGAGCGCGUGGUUGCUGCCAAGAUCCUAAACAUCAAGAGAAAUAUGUUCUCCGGUAUUGGAUUCGGGCUGCUUUGGUUCUUCAUCUACGCGUCCUAUGCUCUGGCCUUCUGGUAUGGAGUGGGUCUGGUAAUCAAGGGAUACAACGAUCCCGCAUAUGAGAACUACGAUGCAGGCACCAUGAUCACCGUGUUCUUCUCAGUGAUGAUGGGUUCCAUGAAUAUUGGAAUGGCGGCUCCUUACAUCGAGGCAUUUGGCAUCGCUAAGGGCGCCAGUGCCAAGGUCUUCCACAUCAUCGAGCAGAUUCCGGACAUAAACCCCAUUGAUGGGAAUGGUAAAAAGUUAAAGGAGCCCCUUACCACCAUUGAGUUUAAGGACAUAGAGUUCCAGUAUCCCACGCGACCAGAGAUACCCAUUCUGAACAAAUUGAACCUGACGAUCCAUCGCGGCCAAACGGUGGCUCUGGUGGGUCCCUCCGGCUGUGGCAAAUCCACCUGCAUCCAACUGGUCCAGCGAUUCUAUGAUCCCCAGGCUGGUGAUCUCUUCUUCAAUGGUUCCAACCUGAAGGACAUCGACAUUAACUGGCUGCGCUCUAGGAUUGGAGUGGUGGGCCAGGAGCCAAUCCUCUUCGGCACUUCCAUAUACGAGAAUAUCAGGUACGGCCGAGAGGACGCCACUCGCGAAGAGAUCGAGGCAGCUGCUGCCGCCGCCAAUGCUGCCAUCUUCAUUAAGAAGCUACCCAAAGGAUAUGAUACUCUGGUGGGAGAGCGAGGAGCUCAGCUUUCCGGAGGGCAGAAGCAGAGGAUUGCUAUUGCUCGCGCAUUGAUUCGUGACCCCGAGAUCUUGCUGUUGGAUGAAGCCACAUCUGCACUGGAUACAGCCAGUGAGGCUAAGGUACAAGCUGCCCUGGAGAAGGUCAGCGCUGGUAGAACAACCAUCAUCGUGGCCCACCGUUUGUCCACCGUUCGUCGGGCAGACAGGAUUGUGGUGAUCAACAAGGGUCAAGUGGUGGAGAGCGGAACGCAUCAGGAGUUGAUGCAGUUGAAGGAUCACUACUAUAAUCUAGUAACCACUCAAUUGGGCGAGGAUGAUGGCUCGGUUCUUAGUCCCACUGGUGACAUCUACAAGAACUUUGACAUCAAGGAUGAGGACGAGGAAGAGAUCAAAGUACUGCACGAGGAUGAGGACGAAGAUGUCGUGGUUGCAGACAAGAAGGAUAAGAAAAAGAAGAAGGUCAAGGACCCCAACGAGGUGAAACCCAUGUCGGAGGUAAUGAAGAUGAACCAACCGGAAUGGUUUCAGAUCGGAGUGGGCUGCAUCUCCUCCGUCAUCAUGGGCUGCGCCAUGCCCAUCUUUGCCGUGCUCUUUGGUAGCAUCCUUCAGAUUCUUUCGGUUAAGGACAAUGAUGAUUACGUGCGCGAGAACUCCAACCAGUACAGUCUGUACUUCUUGAUCGCUGGUAUCGUUGUGGGCAUUGCCACUUUCCUGCAGAUUUACUUCUUCGGAAUCGCCGGCGAGAGACUGACGGAACGCCUGCGAGGACGCAUGUUCGAGGCCAUGCUGAGCCAGGAGGUGGCCUGGUUCGAUGAUAAGGCUAAUGGUACCGGAAGUCUGUGUGCCCGACUCUCCGGAGAUGCUGCUGCAGUUCAGGGUGCCACUGGUCAACGAAUUGGAACCAUCAUUCAAUCGAUUUCUACUCUGGCAUUGGGCAUUGGCUUGUCCAUGUAUUACGAGUGGAGUUUGGGAUUGGUGGCUCUUGCCUUCACGCCCUUCAUCCUGAUCGCCUUCUACAUGCAGCGUACUCUUAUGGCAAAGGAGAAUAUGGGCUCUGCCAAGACCAUGGAGAACUGCACCAAGCUGGCCGUCGAAGUGGUUUCUAACAUUCGUACUGUAGCUUCUCUGGGUCGUGAGGAGAUGUUCCACCAGAACUACAUUGGCAUGCUGAUUCCAGCGGUUAAGAUUUCCAAGAGGAAUACCCACUUCCGAGGAAUGGUCUACGGCCUUGCCCGAUCCCUGAUGUUCUUUGCCUAUGCUGCUUGCAUGUAUUACGGAACCUGGUGUGUGAUUAACCGUGGAAUCGAGUUUGGAGAUGUGUUCAAGGUAUCCCAAGCCCUGAUCAUGGGCACAGCUUCCAUUGCCAAUGCAUUGGCCUUCGCUCCUAACAUGCAAAAGGGAGUUUCUGCAGCCAAGACCAUCUUUACGUUCCUCCGUCGCCAGCCGACGAUUGUGGACCGACCUGGAGUGUCUCGUGAUCCUUGGCACUGCGAAGGAAAUGUUCGCUUCGACAAGGUGGAGUUCAGCUAUCCCACCCGCCGUGAGAUUCAGGUACUCAGGGGGCUGGAUCUUACAGUGGGCAAGGGUCAGAAGAUCGCCCUGGUGGGUCCAUCGGGUUGUGGCAAGUCCACGUGCAUCCAGCUGAUACAGCGAUUCUACGACGUGGAUGAGGGAGCUACUCUCAUAGAUGAGCGUGAUGUGCGCGACGUUUCAAUGACCAAUCUGCGCAACCAGUUGGGCAUCGUGUCACAGGAACCAAUUCUUUUCGAUCGCACAAUCAGAGAAAAUAUUUCCUACGGUGACAAUGCAAGGAAUGUGACUGAUCAGGAGAUCAUCUCUGCGUGCAAAAAGUCCAAUAUCCACGAAUUCAUCGCUAACCUGCCCUUGGGUUAUGAUACGAGAAUGGGCGAGAAGGGUGCUCAGUUGUCCGGAGGUCAGAAGCAGCGCAUUGCUAUUGCGCGAGCCCUCAUCCGGAAUCCCAAGAUCAUGUUGCUUGACGAGGCCACUUCUGCCUUGGAUGCUGAAAGUGAAAAGGUUGUCCAAGAUGCACUCGAUGCCGCCUCUGAGGGACGUACCACGAUCAGUAUAGCCCACCGACUCUCCACCGUCGUCCACUCGGACGUGAUCUUUGUCUUCGAGAACGGAUUGGUGUGUGAAGCUGGAGACCACAAACAGCUGCUUGGGAAUCGGGGUCUCUAUUACACGCUCUAUAAACUUCAGAGCGGAGCCAUGUAGAUAGAUUGUAGUAGGUUUAGCCAAUUAUCAGCUUAGUGAAUUGCGAACAACAUCGUCUAGUAUCUGUACAAAAACACCAUAGUUAAGUUAACAUAAGAUUAUUUAUCCCCCCUAAAUGUUUAAUAUCUCCAGGAAUUUAAAAAUGAA
Drosophila teissieri is the source of this 4168-nucleotide messenger RNA. It is a transcript of the gene Mdr50, whose product is annotated as ATP-dependent translocase ABCB1. Gene Ontology annotation, molecular function: ATP binding; ABC-type transporter activity; ATP hydrolysis activity. The record is from RefSeq and is a predicted model, not a curated record. The coding region runs from base 86 to 4021 and encodes 1311 amino acids. Gene Ontology annotation, biological process: transmembrane transport. Gene Ontology annotation, cellular component: membrane. NCBI's taxonomy places the organism in Eukaryota, Metazoa, Arthropoda, Insecta, Diptera, Drosophilidae. The transcript has 9 exons.